UACACGACCAAAAUUGGGCGUAUCAAGUUUCUAAGCCCGCUCACCUUGCAUCAAGGGGUAAAAAUAAAAGUGUAUGCUGUAGUAUACGGAAAUCUCAAGUCAAGUGCUUAGAAACAAGAAACUUUAUACUCCCAUUGUGUUGCUGAGCUCAACGGCCUCUUGUUACCAGAUGAAUCCUGGAUUGUAAAAGUGACGAAAAAGUGACGUCCAUAGAAGUAUUUUGAUAACACACACACACACGUGUGACUAAGGUUCCAUUACGCUCUUCUCACUUGGGAUAUUUAUAAUCAAGACCUAAAGUGUUUCAUUUGUGGGUUUCAACUACAGCCUGGAUUAUCACAAUUUGGCCCGUACAUUUUCCGGGCUCCUCCUUCUAUUCAGCGGCCUGAUGAAUUCAUUUGCUCCAUACAUUUUGACGGAAAGUGUUUGACCUCAGUCAAUAAUGUAUGGUUCCUACGGAAAGAUUCCAUUCCCACAUUGCAUCUUGGCCUAAAUUUCAUUUCUAAGGAGGUUUUUGAUCCAUCUGCAAAUCAGAAUAUUUCAAACAACCAAAUGGAACAACAUGAAAAUGAACACGAUGUUUCUAAUUUAUUGUCAUCCUCAUCUGACUCGGAUGAAUAUCCUGCAAUGCCAAAGCUUUCCAUUGCUUCUGAGGAAUCUGUAUAUCCACAGAAUUUAAACAGUCGUAGGCGUACUUUGAAGUUCAACAAAGAUAAAUGGUCAUACAGAAACGAAAUUUCUAGUUCUUCUGGAAAUGAUUCACCUCCUCCUCUGAGCCCCCUCUUUAAUGAAAAAGCCACCAGCCUUUCACUUGAUCGAAAGGAGGAGAAAGAUGCAGUUACCCCAGGUCAUCAUAGACGUAUUCACCAAGUAUCUGCUCCUUCUGGUAUUCGUCGUUCCAGUAGAAUUAAAAGUCAGAUGCGUAAAUCCUUUCGACCAAAAAUUCGGCCUCAUCGGUACUGCACUUCAGCCGGAGAAUUCCCUUGUUCGGAUGUAAAGCGCACUAAGAAAGUGAAACCUAGCUUUGCCGAUUCCAAAAAGUCACAAAGCAAUGACCGAAACGUCGAAACUGAAAUCCCCCAAAGUUAUGAGGCAGAUGACAUCGACGGUUUCUGUUUUUUGUCAUUUGCCACCGCUACAGACCUUGACAAGUUUUGCACUGAACAGCCUUCAAGUAGCUCCUCUUCUACCGUUUUGCCGCAAACAGAGGAAACUGUCGAUUUUCCAUCUGGAUCGGUUGCUCCUGUCCCGGUCAACGUAAUUGAAUCCGAUAAACCCCAAAUAUCCGAAAAACUAUCCAGCAGUCAUGAGGGGACUGUUGGUUCAGUGGAUGAGACAUCCGUCAUCACAGGGAAAAAGUCAAAAAUGUUUCCAAAAAUUCCGGUUAAUUUUAUUCGAAUUAAAAUGGACACUUUUGAACGACUGAUGAGUGAGAACAGAAUAUUAAGAAGAAAACUGAACAAAGCCUUAAAAGAAUUAUCCGAAAGGAAACUUGAUGAAGUGAAGGAUCGAUUCAACAUUUGAGGUCUCCUGAUUCGGCAGAAAUGUGAAAAAAGAACACAUCCUAUCACUCCAAUUUCCCUUCAGUGUUAAGUCUUAAUGUCAAAUUCUUAUUAGGAUACCCAAAGGUACUUACUUUCGAUAAGUUACGGAACUAGUUUUUGUUGUUUUUAGCCGUCACAGGCUGUUUUAAUUUGGAACUACCUUGUCCUGGGUUAAUUGUUCUGCAUUAACGGGAAAAUUUGAAAUUUGUGCGUUACCUGAACGCGUCUCAUGGUUGUAAAAAUUAACAAUUAAUUUUGGACGCAGUCCGUCAUUAUUGCAUUGUAAUGAUUUUCUUCAUGUCGAUAAUCAAUGACUGGAUGAAUCAUGGAA
Molecule: messenger RNA, 1875 nt
Organism: Daphnia pulex (common water flea)
Lineage: Eukaryota; Metazoa; Arthropoda; Branchiopoda; Diplostraca; Daphniidae
Exons: 8
Coding region: 553-1524 (323 amino acids)
Source: RefSeq, a predicted model, not a curated record